Molecule: messenger RNA, 804 nt
Organism: Pochonia chlamydosporia 170
Lineage: Eukaryota; Fungi; Ascomycota; Sordariomycetes; Hypocreales; Clavicipitaceae
Exons: 1
Coding region: 1-804 (267 amino acids)
Source: RefSeq, a predicted model, not a curated record
AUGGAGGGCAAACUGCCAACCCAGAGCCUCAUUAUCAUCUUGGCCACAACAAUUCCGUCCAUUGCACUUAUUGCCAUCGCCGUCACUCUGUGCUACCGAGCACGCAGACGCAGAGCUAGGUUAUUCAACCGAGGUAUCACACCAAUCGACGAUGAGGAGAUAGAGUCAUGGAAGGUGGACAGAAGAGCCAGCGAGAAGGCAUCUGUCCCUGAAGCAACCCAGGACAACCAACCUAGCCCCAAGAGCGAACGUGCUCACCGACCAAGUACCUCUGUUGGAUCCAUCCAAAAGCCACCCAGUGUCAUUGUGUAUCAGAGUUCUUCGCAGCACUUUUCCCGCAUGCCGGAAGAUCAACAGAGGAUGCUACCUUCACCAGGCACAGACACCAUUGAAUUGCCUCAAAUCCCUGUUCUCGCUCGGGCACCGAAUUCAAGACCUGGUCUCACAGACGACACGGUGCAAGGCGAAGACGCUUUCAUUUCACAACCAAAACGUCACCCAUCAAGACUAGCAAAACAACCGCCGCUUUCAUCUCCCCGACACAGCCGAUCCAAGAGCACAAGAGCUCCUCCUACUUCUUCACGCGACACCUGGUACAGCCAGAACGCAGAUAAUCAACUACCUCCUCGUCGAUCAGCCGAUACAUUCCUUCCGACAUCAUUCUCUGGCUACCAAAGGACUGACGGUAUCUACUCGUCUCGGUCUACUCCUCCACAAUCUUCAGUUGAGGAUGACAUACAUCUCGGCGGCCUCUCGCCUCGUCCUGUUAUCCAUAAGUCGGAAAUUGGACGAGCCAUUGGCUGA